AUGGUACCAGAAUCUCGUCCAGGGAGUGUAAGAAGUUACUCGGUGGGUUACCAGGCAAGGUCCAGAUCAAGUUCUCAGAGAAGACAUUCGUUAACACGCCAACAUUCCUCUCAAAGAUUAAUUAGAACCAUCAGCAUCGAGUCUGAUAUUUCAAAUAUUACUGAUGAUGACGAUUUGAGAGCUGUCGAUGGGGGGGUGGCGGAUCUUGAAUUGGACGUCUCCGAAACCGCAAAUAAGGGACCAAGAAGAGCGUCAGCAACAGAUGUCACGGAUAGUUUAGGCUCAACUUCAUCGGAAUACAUUGAGAUUCCCUUUGUUAAGGAAACAUUGGAUGCAAGUUUACCUCUAGAUUAUCUGAAACAGGACAUAUUGAACCUUAUUCAGAGUUUGAAGAUAUCCAAAUGGUACAACAACAGGAAAGUUCAACCGGUAGCUCAAGAUAUAAACUUGGUGAAGAUCUCUGGUGCAAUGACAAAUGCAAUCUUCAAAGUUGAAUAUCCUAAGUUGCCAUCAUUACUGUUGAGAAUAUACGGACCGAACAUUGACAACAUCAUUGACAGGGAGUAUGAGUUGCAGAUUUUAGCUAGACUUUCGUUGAGGAAUAUAGGUCCCUCCCUUUACGGCUGUUUUGUAAAUGGUAGAUUUGAGCAGUUUUUGGAGAAUUCUAAGACUUUAACAAAAGAUGACAUUAGAAACUGGAAGAACUCUCAAAGGAUUGCAAGAAGAAUGAAGGAAUUGCAUGUAGGCGUGCCUCUUUUGAGUUCAGAAAGGAAGAAUGGAUCAGCUUGCUGGCAAAAGAUUAAGCAGUGGUUGCGCACGAUUGAAAAAGUCGACCAAUGGGUGGGGGACCCUAAAAACAUCGAAAGGUCUUUGUUGUGUGAGAACUGGUCCAAGUUUAUAGAUAUUGUCGAUAGAUAUCACAAGUGGCUUAUUUCCCAAGAACAGGGCAUAGAGCAAGUCAAUAAGAAUCUUGUCUUCUGCCACAAUGAUGCUCAAUACGGCAAUUUGCUUUUCACAGCACCUGUGAUGAACACACCGAGUUUAUACACUGCGCCUUCGUCUACAUCACUGGUUUCACAAUCGAGCUCCUUAUUCCCUUCGGACUCUAAUGUUAUAGUAGAUGAUAUAAUCAACCCGCCAAAGCAAGAACAAAGCCAAGAUUCAAAGUUGGUCGUUAUUGAUUUUGAAUAUGCAGGCGCCAAUCCCGCCUCAUAUGAUCUAGCAAAUCAUCUUUCUGAGUGGAUGUAUGAUUACAACAAUGUUAAGGCUCCACAUGAAUGCCACGCUGAUAGAUAUCCCGAUAAAGAACAGGCUUUGAAUUUCUUAUACUCCUAUGUUUCGCAUCUAAGGGGUGGGGCUAAAGAACCUAUUGAUGAAGAGGUUCAGAGACUCUACAAGUCGAUCAUUCAAUGGAGACCCACCGUACAACUAUUUUGGUCACUCUGGGCUAUCCUACAAAGCGGUGAAUUAGAGAAAGAAAAAGCCUUCACUGCCACCACCAGAGAAGAAAUCGGGCCCAAUGGAAAAAAAUACAUCAUCAAGACUGAGCCUGAAAACCUUGGAGAAGACUUUGCUGAAAAUGAAGACGAGCCUGAGACUGGUGUCAGCAUUGACACGUUCGAUUAUAUGGCUUACGGCCGCGACAAGAUUGCGGUCUUUUGGGGUGACCUCAUUGGCUUAGGCAUAAUCACCGAAAAAGAAUGCGAAAAUUUCAGCUCUUUCAAGUUCCUCGAUACUAGUUAUUUGUAA
Saccharomyces paradoxus is the source of this 1749-nucleotide messenger RNA. It is a transcript of the gene CKI1, whose product is annotated as bifunctional choline kinase/ethanolamine kinase CKI1. Gene Ontology annotation, cellular component: cytoplasm. Gene Ontology annotation, biological process: phosphatidylcholine biosynthetic process; phosphatidylethanolamine biosynthetic process. The record is from RefSeq and is a predicted model, not a curated record. Bases 1 to 1749 code for a protein of 582 amino acids. The transcript has a single exon. NCBI's taxonomy places the organism in Eukaryota, Fungi, Ascomycota, Saccharomycetes, Saccharomycetales, Saccharomycetaceae. Gene Ontology annotation, molecular function: choline kinase activity; ethanolamine kinase activity.